CUCCGAGUCAACAUGAAACAGAUUCAUUUUGCUAUCUCUUCCAUCUUAAAGAUGCUUACAUGAUAAAGCUGCCUUCCUUCCUUCAGAUCAUGUUGUCAUCACUUUUGCGGUCUUUGCCCAAGCUCGGACGGAAGUGGAAGCCCCUUAAUUUCUCCAACCCGAACUUUGUUCGGAUACCUGAGCAGCACAAAAUUGAAGAAGAGACCCUCCCAGACUAUAUUGCUUCCCGGUAUUAUCCUACUCGAAUAGGAGAAGUCAUCAAGGAACGAUAUCAAGUCGUAGGCAAAUUAGGAUUUGGAUCUACCUCAACUGCGUGGCUUGCACGGGACAUGAAGUGGGAUCUCUAUUGAGAUAUAACUACUCGGAUCCAGUCUGCUUAUGCACUACAAUUACAGUGGCUGUCGUUAUGUCAUGCUCAAAAUCUUCGUCCAGGCUUCGUCUAUGGGCCAGCAAGUAGAUGACGAGCUCAAGAUGUAUAGACGCAUGGAGCAAUCCCCAAAAGGCCAUCCCGGUCGUAACGCUGUCAGAACGUUACUUGAUACUUUUUACAUCGAUGGGCCUGAAGACAAGCAUCGAUGCCUCGUGCAUCGCCCAUUAUGGGAGAGUGUUUUGACUUUCUUACGCCGCAACCCGGUAGAGAGGCUGCCUUCAGCGGUCGUAGCGUUCGUUCUUCGGCGCCUUUUUUUGGCGUUGGAUUAUCUACAUACGGAGUGUCAGAUCAUACAUACUGAUAUAAAGGCCGAUAAUAUUAUGCUCGGGAUCAACGAUGAUUCGGUCUUUAGCGACUUCGAGGAGAAGGAGCUUCAACGCCCUGUGCCGAGGAAGGAGGUGGACAUGGACGGGAGAACAAUCUACAUGUCCCGGGAUCUUAGAAUGCCUAAUGAUUUGGGUGCCCCAGUGCUAUGCGAUUUUGGUUCGGCCAUGCUCGGCAACCAAUACCACACGGAAUUCAUUCAACCUAAUAUCUAUCGAGCGCCGGAAGUGAUUCUAGGAGUUCCAUGGACGUAUAGCGUCGAUAUAUGGAACGUGGGAUGCAUGAUUUGGGACAUUUACGAAGGUGGUUCCUUGUUCACCGGCCAAGACCCCGAAUUUCAGAAGUAUCGAAGUCGAGCCCACCUCGCUGACAUGAUAAAUCUUCUUGGUCCCCCGCCGCCUAGUCUUCUUGCCCAAGGGGAGCUAAGAGACAAAUUCUUCCCUGGUGAAGGUGAUUUCCGCACUAAGAAUUUAUUAAAGGAUCAGGUCCCGCUUGAGGAGCUGGAGACUACUCUCGAGGGAGAAGAGGAGAGAGAGGCUUUUUUACGCCUAAUGCGAAAAAUGCUGCAGUGGGAGCCCGGCAAGCGUAGCUCCGCUAAGGAGCUAGGGGAGGACGAAUGGAUACAUAAGCAUUUGUAAUUAAGUAUGCAUCAAGAAAUGAAAUUCUACAGAGCCUUUGCCUGAGGACCGUGGCACCGGUGGCACCAGUGGCAGCGCGGCGAGCGGUAGUCGACACCGUCUCAGGCCUCGACUUAUUUAUCUACCCAUUCCUUGCGGGCGACUUGCUUCGUCUGAGCC
Molecule: messenger RNA, 1551 nt
Organism: Xylona heveae TC161
Lineage: Eukaryota; Fungi; Ascomycota; Xylonomycetes; Xylonales; Xylonaceae
Product: protein kinase
Exons: 4
Coding region: 412-1392 (326 amino acids)
Biological process (GO): protein phosphorylation
Molecular function (GO): protein kinase activity; ATP binding
Source: RefSeq, a predicted model, not a curated record